AAAAAAUGGCUCGUGGGGCCAAGGCCCGCGAGUAUGACUACUCCGCAGUGGGAACUCAAGGAAGACGGACCGGUAUUACCUUGAAAGAAGGCAAGCGCGAUGAGCAUGGCAUGGAAGAAGUGGAUGGGCUUUUUUCGUCUCCUGAGAAAUCGCCCGCAAAGGUGAAUGGCUUUGAUGAGAGGGAAUCCGAAGACUCGAUGGGUUCUGAUGGGAUGUCCAUGGAUGAAGGCAACGCGCCUGGUCCCAUGGACUUCCUCAAUGCCGCUAACGCUUCGCGUCCUGCCUUAUUGCCCCCGACCGGUCGUUCGCCUGCAAAGGGCGUUUCUUCCUCUAUCCGCAGAUCGCCUCUUUUGCGCUCGACGCCAGAUCAAGAAGAGGACUCAUUAUCGCCUAGCCCCUCACAUGGUAAAGGCUUGACAAAGACCCACGGUUCGCGGCAGGAACCCUCUCCAUUGACUACUCGAUCAGUGAACGCGGGUGUCUCCAAGCAGAGAAAUAAUGCCCAGAAGGCCACAAAGGCGCAAUUAGCAGCGCCUGAGUCCCCUAUCGUGCAUGAUUUUUCGGAUGGCGAGGUUGAUGAAAAUGCCAACUCAUUUCUCCCCGAGGAUAAUGACUUCGGAGACAGCUUCGAUGCUGGAGAUGAGACUGUGAUUCGCGAUGACGACGUUCCCGAGAAUCCAGCGCAAGACCAGAGUGAGGCCGAUAACGACUCGCCUCAACCAGCAGAAGCUUUGCGCUCGGUGCCGAAGACAUCUACAACGACCUCAAAACAAAUAAAGAAAGCUCCCACAGUCAAGGCUUCCAAGCCGGAGAAGAGUGAAACUAAAAGUGGACGGCGAGGCCGACCUCCGAAAAAAUCACGUCCCCUUGACGAGGAAUCAGCCGAUGCCAGGCCACCCAAGAGGCAAAAGAUACCAAGCAGUCAGCCCCAAGCGAACCGUGAACCCCUGGACCCCGAACUGAACAAAGUCGUUGAGAAUUAUACCCGUUCAGGUCCUUUGAAGGGCCGCAGCUUGUACAUUCUCAAAAGAGAGAACCCCGCAGACGAAAGCUCCACACAUACUCGCUCAGGGCGCGCAUCCAUCCGACCUUUGGCGUACUGGCGCAACGAAAGAUGCGUCUACGGGGAUGGGGAGGCUGAAGAUGGCCAACGCUUCCCGUUGUCAACCAUCAAGGAAAUUGUUCGCGCUGAAGAACUUGAGCCGGAGCGAACGAAAAAAGGCAAACGAACCGGUCGAAAGUCGAAAUCCAAGAAGCAAGCAGAGGAGCCUUCCGAUGACGAUGACGAACAUCUAGAUGUCUGGGAGAAGGAAAGUGGUGUUCUUCAUGGUUUUAUCCCUAGGUGGGAUCCUAAGUCUCAAACCAGCACUAAGGAGGAGGAUGUCAUCGAUAUUGCGUAUGCUCCUUCUGGUAUUGAGACAAGAGAGGUCAAAGAUUCCACAUUCCGAUUUGCAAAGCUGCUUAGCUCUUCUUUCAUCGGAUCCGGGGUCGUAGAACUCCCACCGGAAGGUGUGAAGAGACCCAAGAACUCAAAGAAAAUGCACAUGGUUUUUUAUGUCUGUCAUGGACGAGUGCAAGUCGAUAUCUCUGGAGUGCAGUUUAGCGCUGGCAAAGGAUGCGUGUUUCAAGUUCCACGCGGCAACUACUAUAGCUUCCAGAACGCCCAUAGCAAAGAAGCUCGGCUUUUCUUCACCCAAGGCUGUGUCCCGGGUGAGGACGAAAUAGCCUUAUCUAAAUCCAGAAAUGCUGUUCAGGAAAGUGAAUUUGAGGCUGAGGCUGAAGGGGAGGGUGAAGGUGAAGCAGAAACCGAACAUGAUCCUACACCGGUAACUAAAAAGGCCCGCGGUCGUCCCAAGGGCAAGCAGAAGGCGAAGUAA
This is a messenger RNA of Penicillium pulvis, 1877 nucleotides long. Its product is annotated as Cupin domain protein. The transcript is spliced from 5 exons. Gene Ontology annotation, biological process: attachment of mitotic spindle microtubules to kinetochore; spindle attachment to meiosis I kinetochore; kinetochore assembly. Lineage: Eukaryota; Fungi; Ascomycota; Eurotiomycetes; Eurotiales; Aspergillaceae. Gene Ontology annotation, molecular function: centromeric DNA binding. Bases 6 to 1877 code for a protein of 623 amino acids. Gene Ontology annotation, cellular component: kinetochore. The record is from RefSeq and is a predicted model, not a curated record.